Messenger RNA from Gopherus evgoodei (Goodes thornscrub tortoise), 3615 nucleotides. Its product is annotated as coiled-coil domain-containing protein 169-like. The transcript has 8 exons. The record is from RefSeq and is a predicted model, not a curated record. The coding region runs from base 100 to 750 and encodes 216 amino acids. Lineage: Eukaryota; Metazoa; Chordata; Testudines; Testudinidae.
CCUCCCCCACCCCCCCUUAUCCUGCCUCCUCUCCAGGGAGACGAGCGCGCGCACACACGCCCCGUGGCAGGCAGGGUCUCAGGGCUGCUGCGGGCAGUGAUGGGAGAAGGCGGGGACGGGGACUCCAGCGCCCUGGGCUCUGAGCAGCUCCGGCUGGAGCUGGGGCAGGAGAAGCAGAUGAAGGAAAUGCUUGAACUCUCAAUAUUUGAAUUGAGAAACACGAUAGCAGAACUUGAAAAAAGAUUUAGCAGUGUUGAGGAUGAAGGUAAUGAAUGGAAAACCAGAUAUGAGACACAAGUAGAAUUGAACAGACAACUAGAAAGGCAAACUGGUCUUCUUCAAGAAAAGAUGGAACAUAUUCGUGGAAAUCCAACAGAUAGAUUGUCUUCUAUUCGCUCCUUUGAUCAAAUGCCUGUGGGUUCCUUAAACCAGCUUCUUAAACAACUAGAAGAGGAAAAGAGAAGUCUCCAGAACCAACUAAAGGAUUAUGAGCUUAGACUGGAACAAGAAGCAAAGGCUUACCAUAAGGCUAAUGAUGAACGGCGCAUGUAUCUAGCAGAGAUCUCACAGACAUCAGCUACACUUAGAAUUGCUGAGAGGCAGAAGACAGAUGCAGUACGGAUCAAGAAGGAAAACCAGAUACUGAGAAGAAGACAUAAUGUUCCAGAAAAUCAAAGGAUUCUGGAUCCAAAAAAAGGACCAAUUAAAAAGACUGCAGGAGUGAAACAACUUCCAAAAUUAAAGCACUGACUUAAUAUUCUUAACAAGAACUUCCAAUCACUUUUAUUCUUGUUUCUGUAUAUUUAGCUAAAUGUUUCUGAAGAAAAAUGUGUGUACCACAUUGAUUUAGGACACAUUCCAAUAACAAUAGCUACUAAUGAAGAUCUGUGUGACUCCUGGCAGCUUCAGAGGCUCCCUAUUCUGAGGGAAAAGUAGCCCUCUGUAAUCCUGUGAAAUAGUUCAUUGGGCAGUUCCUGGGUGCCCUCUUAAUGCUGGCGAAGUCUGACCCUUCCCGGCCUGAUUGUCAGAUGUAAAAACUGAAUCAAGGAAUCAAGUUGGGUCAUUCAGGGAAUCACUUAAAUGCCUUAUGCUAGGCAGGUUCUUCCCCACUUUGACUCCACAGCCAGUCAUUGAAAAAAAUUUAAAGGGUCUGUGUUUAGAGCUCAGUGAGGGAGGAGAAGAAGAGAGGAGUGAUGUGACCUGAAGAGUAACCCUACUACCUAUACCAGAAGAAAAGGGGAAUACUCCAUUAGAAAUAGACACUUAGCACACAAGCUACUGGGGAACCUCCCUUGAUUACUAGAGGACGGGAAAACAGAUGGUUCUUUCUAGAAAGACAACCACAAUUUUCAGAUUCCAAGGCUAGAAGGGACCACUGUGAUCAUCUAGUUUGACCUGUAUACCACAGGCCCGAGAACUUCCUCAGAAUAAUUCCUACAGCAAAGCAUCCAAUCUUGAUUUAAAAAUUGCUGGCGAGGGAGAAUCCUCGAUAACUCUUGGUAACUAGUUCCAAUAGCUAAUUACUCUGUGUUAAAAAUGUAUGCCUUAUUUCCUGUCUGAGAUACUGCCUCCCCUUUGGCUGAUUGGCUCUCAGCUUGCAAACAAUCAGGUUCUGGUCAGGUUCCCAGCAGUGGGCUGGGGACAGGGCACACCUAUGGCAUUCGGGAAGCAGAGCUGGGUGGCGUAACAGUGGAGUCUCUUCCCUGCUGGCAUGACAGAGAGGCAGCCAAGCCAAACAUGACUGAUUCUGUGACCUGGCACAUGGGGUUGCAAGACCACUCAAAUUUUGCCUGCCCACUCCUUUGUCACACCAGCAGGGAAGGGGCUCCACUGUUACGCCACCUACCUCUGGUCAAAGGCUAAGCCAGGGGGCCUGGGGCUUUGUUGCACCCCUGGUUUCUUAACUCUCAGGUAUCCCUUUAAAAAAAGCUCUGCCUGCUAGAAGCCAAGCUUGGAGUCAGUCUCAUCCUCCCAGGGCUAUGCAGCACAGUUCCUUCUACCCUUAGGGCUGUCUAUGUUCCAUGAACUGCCUGGCUUUGGCAAGGAAGACAGAGCAAUUCUAGGACUGGCCUGUAAAUGGCCAUGCUAAAAGGGAUGGCUUCUGCACAGCUGGUAUCCACAGCCUUCAGUAGUUUGCAUGGCUUGGAAUUCCACUGCUAUUUUCAGCUGGGUAGGGCCCACUGUGUAAACCAAAGUUUGAAUGUUUUGCGAAUGUCCCCAAACAAAUAUUGUUAUGUAAAGAUUCUUCAGAGUGUACCUAUUGUGAAUGAAGGGUUCUAUCUUAAAAUCCUAUGUAUAUUUCUUGUUUGCUGGUGUAUGUGUUUUAGUAUAUGAUAUCUAAACUUACAAACUUAUGUUUCCCUCUAAGGCCCCGAUCCUGCAAAGACUUCCAGUGUGCUUCAGUAGGACUGCUCCCAUGUAUCAUUGCAGAUUUGGGGGCUGAGUAGUACCAUCCUUUUAAAGUCUGCCCUGUAAAUCACCACUGAGGGAUUAUUUGAAGUAUUUUGAAUUAUAUCUUCAAUCUUAAGCAUGCGAUUGUUGCAGUUUCUUUGCCAACAAUAUUUCAGUAAUUGAACUUUGGCAGGCCCUUUUUCUUUCUUUCUUUCUUUCUUUUUUUUAACUGCAGAACAGCAAAGAGAAUGUUUUGGUAUUUAAAAGUCAGCCUUCUAGGUUAGAUUUAAAAAGCACUCUUCAGAAUACAUCUGAUUGAUGGACUCUUUUUAUUUUAAGAGCUUCUGUAGCUCUUCACGGUAUUCAUUAAAGCUUUUUGUCUCUUUAAGAGCAGUGCUAAUAGCAUCGUUUCUUAUCACUGGCAGCAUUAAAGUGAGGCUACAAUUAAACUCAUAGAGAGAGAACAUGAUGUCAUUACAGUUCUUGUUUUCUUGCAUUUUAGCAAUGAUAUACAGCAUAUUCAUUAUGGAAACACCAUUUCCUCAUCUAGAUGGAGAUUUAUAAGAUAUUUAUGCUGUUUCUAUGGUACAGCUGGUAUGGUUCUUUAACAAGCAGACUGCUCUGUCUGACCCUUUUAGCCCCAACAACUGUCAAAAGCCUAGCACCAAUGAUUAGGUUAACAUCAUUCUGUUCUAGUUUUUCCAUAUGGAAAGUUUUCAGAUUCUGAUUGUUCUGGCAUUUGUCAUUAGUGAGAGGUUGGGUGGGGAGGAGAGGGAGAGUAACAUAAUGCUCCCAUUAGCAUAAAAGUUAAAGAACAUCUGCUAAUAGUGGAGGUGAUCCCAUUUUUGGAUACAGAGGGGCAUACUCUUUUGUCUGUAUCAGGUGGGUGUCAGCAUAGUCAGCUGUGAUCAUUUUAAUAGACUUGAAGGAACUAGAACCUUGCACACUGAUACAGGCAGAACAGCUGCUAGUGAUGACUCAGACUUUCAUAGCACAGAUUUUUUCCACAGGUACCAUGUGACUGGUCCUUACUGAGGACAUACAUUUGAAGUUUUAAAUGUUAACCAUUUAUUUAGUUUUCUGCUUGUUCUGAUGAUGUGGAAGAGUAGCAGAGUAGAACACUGUGUCAACCAGCCAGGGGAGGCAAAGGCUAAAAACAGAAACAAAAUCUAACAUUUAAAUCUAACAUAGCAGUUUUCAAGUAUAAAAGGUUGUUACAAGGAG